Molecule: messenger RNA, 5419 nt
Organism: Clarias gariepinus (North African catfish)
Lineage: Eukaryota; Metazoa; Chordata; Actinopteri; Siluriformes; Clariidae
Gene: lrrc7
Product: leucine rich repeat containing 7
Exons: 29
Coding region: 464-5221 (1585 amino acids)
Biological process (GO): neurotransmitter receptor transport, endosome to postsynaptic membrane; neurotransmitter receptor transport postsynaptic membrane to endosome
Cellular component (GO): postsynaptic membrane; adherens junction; postsynaptic density
Molecular function (GO): protein binding
Source: RefSeq, a predicted model, not a curated record
GCGCACUGUGCUUUACGGGACGGAUGAAAGACAGAAUUCGGUCCACUGAAAACGCGAUUUUCUCCCUCAGCCGGAUUUCCGACGGCCAGUAUCAGCUUCGGCACCUUCGGCACCUCCGCCCGGGCGAUCUUAACGCUUUUGGGCUGCAAAAUGAUCACAAAGCUUCAUGCGGCUCAUGUGGCUUCCAGAGGCAGCAUCUGCUUGUCAUCAUGUCAGGACUGAAAUUGGAGGCAUGGAUGAUCUAACUGGACAUCUAAUCAGAGCUUAGUGGAUUUGGAUAGGAGGCUGAAGAUGUGGCAGGUCAACAAGAGUGAAUACACAUAAAAGGAGCUGGACGGCUGUACUUACCUAUAAGUAUUACUCUUCAGAGGCCGUGUCUGGAUCUGCCUGGGCUCAAACUCUGAGUGCAGGCUUCAGAAAACUCUAAAGGGCAUCCCAUCUCUAAUACGUGCAGUGUCUGGAGAUGACUACCAAGAGGAAGAUCAUCGGGCGCCUGGUGCCGUGCCGAUGCUUCCGCGGGGAGGAGGAGGUCAUCUCUGUGCUGGAUUACUCGCACUGCAGCCUGCAGCAGGUGCCCAAGGAGAUCUUCAGCUUCGAGCGCACUCUAGAGGAGCUUUAUCUGGACGCUAACCAAAUCGAAGAGCUUCCCAAGCAACUCUUCAACUGUCAAGCCCUGAAGAAAUUGAGUAUUCCUGACAACGACCUUUCAAACCUGCCAACCACCAUCGCUAGCCUUGUAAACCUGAAAGAAUUAGAUAUAAGUAAAAACGGCAUUCAAGAAUUUCCUGACAAUAUCAAGUGCUGUAAAUGUUUGUCAGUUGUAGAGGCCAGCGUAAAUCCCAUAACCAAACUCCCAGAUGGCUUCACUCAGCUCCUCAAUUUGACACAGCUCUUCUUAAACGAUGCCUUCCUCGAGUACCUACCCGCCAAUUUUGGAAGAUUAUCCAAAUUACGCAUCCUGGAGCUUCGAGAGAAUCACUUGAAAACCAUGCCAAAGUCAAUUCACAGGCUGUCACAGCUGGAGAGAUUAGACUUGGGAAGCAAUGAAUUCACUGAGCUGCCAGAAGUUCUGGAGCAGAUUCAUAACCUAAAAGAGCUGUGGCUGGACAACAAUUCAUUACAGACGAUACCAGGGUCUAUAGGGAAACUGAGGCAGUUGCGCUAUCUUGACCUGGCCAAGAACAGGAUCGAGAGUCUUGAUGCAGACAUCUCUGGGUGUGAGUCUCUCGAGGACCUCCUGCUCUCGUCUAACAUGCUGCAGCAGUUGCCUGAUACGAUAGGAAUGUUGAAAAAGUUAACAACAUUAAAAGUUGAUGACAACCAGCUCACCUCACUGCCUAACACCAUCGGAAGUCCACGCGCCAAAUUAGGUUUAUCGCUCUUAGAGGAGUUUGACUGCAGCUGUAAUGAACUGGAGUCUUUACCCCCGACUAUUGGCUACCUGCACAAUCUCCGCACCUUCGCAGCCGAUGAGAACUUCCUGACGGAGUUGCCCAGAGAGAUUGGAAACUGCAAGAAUGUCACUGUUAUGUCCUUGCGCUCCAAUAAGCUGGAAUUUCUGCCUGAUGAAAUCGGACAGAUGACGAAGCUGCGUGUUCUCAAUCUCAGUGACAAUAGGUUGAAGAAUCUUCCCUACACUUUCACUAAACUGAAAGAUUUGGCUGCACUCUGGCUAUCUGACAAUCAGUCCAAAGCCCUUAUCCCCCUGCAAACAGAGGCUCAUCCCGAGACCAAACAGAGGGUGCUUACAAACUACAUGUUUCCCCAGCAACCACGGCACGAUGAAGAUUACCAGUCAGACAGCGACAGCUUUAACCCCGCUCUCUGGGAAGAACAGAGGCAGCAGAGGAUGACUGUGGCGUUUGAUUUUGAGGACAAGAAAGAGGAGGAGGACAAUUCUGCAAAAGUCAAGGUUGAGAUUAAUCUAAAACGCUAUCCCACCCCUUACCCAGAGGACUUGAAGAACAUGGUGAAGUCAGUGCAGAACAUGGUGGGGAAAAGUACUCACCCGCUCAGCACAGAAAAAUGUUCCUCAGGCACCAACAUGGAGCUCCACAGCACAGAUGCAUAUGAGCCCCAAUGGCCUAUGGCGCCCAAGGAGGUAACCUCAUGUGGCUAUACAAUGACCGAGAGGGAGGUAAAAGAUUACUCCAAGCCUUCUCUGCCAGAACAAGGAGUUGUCAUGAACUCGGCAAUCGACAUCCCAAAGCGGAAGGACAAGGAGGAUCUAAAUGAGAGCUCUGAGAUUGCUUUACAUCGCAUCGUUCCCAAGCCGCAACAGCCAGAGAAUACAAGCCUGGCCCUUACUUCCUCUUCCUGUUUCUGCCUCAUAGAUUCCAUGGGAGGUUCACCUAAUGAUAUCCGGAUUUCUGACAUGAGGCCGACUCUGGUGGAACCCCCUAUGUACAAGCCAAAGGUUGUAUUGCUGGGAAAAGAUAAAAAAGAAUCCAUCGAUGACUCAGACCCAGACAAAAUGCACUGCUUGAACAACAGUGGCUCAUCAGCCACCUACUCAGAUUACUCCCCCUCACAGGGCUCUUCUGGGUCCUCCAACCCUCCUGGCAAUGUCAGCUCCAUGCAGAAUGCUGCCAAAGAGGGUCCAACACAGACCCACUGGACUAACAGACUGGCUCAGUCUUUCCCAAAGCCCAUAGAGACAAAGCCUCUGCUCAGCCACAGAGAGACACCCCCCUCCAGUACCCUGCAGCAGCGGGGUGAGAGACGACCACUCAGUGACACCUUCGACAGCUGGAAUGAUGCCCCCCACUAUGACAAUACAGGGUUCGUAUCAGAGGAGACGCCAGUUGACACUCCCAGCAGCAGUAGUGGGAACCCCAUGUUAGGCACAAAGCCUCGUAGUGCCUCAGUAGCGCAUGGGCGACGGCCUCUCAUGAGACAGGAGCGCAUCAUGGGGGUCCCGUUAGAGCUGGAGCAGACACCACACUCUUUCCGUACAGCUCCUGAUGCUGAAGUGCCUCCUCCCCCUCCCCCAAACCCCUGGCAAAAUUGGACGCGGACUCCCAGCCCAUUUGAGGACCGUACAGCGUUCCCCUCCAAACUGGAAAUAACCCCAGCAAACAGCCCCAACCCAGACCGCAAAGACUUUGAGCAGGAGAUGGGUGAACUACCUGGCACUUUCCCCUCUUCAGGAGCCUGGGGUUUCCUGGACUCCAGAGACUCAGGGACAGGGCAAGGUCAGCCUAAUGUCUUUGCCCAUGUUCAGGGUCGUAAUGAACCAAAUAAGGGAAACACCAUGAUGAUAAGCAAGAGCUCUGAAAGACUUUCACCAAUGAUAAGGGAGGUGAAGUCGAAAUUUAAAAAGUCUCAGAGCAUAGAUGAAAUUGAUAUUGGAUCAUACAAAGUGUACAGUAUUCCCUUGGACAACUACAGCGCUAGCAUAGAGAAUCAGGGUAGUGUGGACAGAGCUGACCUCCCAGGACCUCUGGAACAGAGCAUGUCUAGGAGCCAGUCUGCUCCCAUGCUGGAUGAGGAUCUCGACAGCUUCGGCACAAAUAAAUCUUCUCACCAGCAGAAACCUGCUAUCCCGAAAAAGGUUUAUCAGUUUGACCAAAGUUUUAACCCUCAAGGAGCCAUGGAUGUGAUGAAAGCAGAACGGAGGAUCCCUCCACCAUUCCCUAAUACCCCUGAAUAUGUGAACCAACCAGGCAAGACACUGCCAAAGGAGCUUAUUAGCCCUCGAGGUUACCGUGGCUAUCAACCAAUGGAGGAAAUGUUCUCCUUUCCCCAUCCACCCGUCAAUGACGAUGCAAUUCCUCAACAGUUUACUGCCCAGCCUCAACGGUCUCGUCCAGGUUUCCUGAGGCGGGCAGAUUCCCUGGUAAGUUCUACAGAGAUGGCACUGUUCCGCAGAGUAGCAGAAGCCCAGGAGCACCAAAUGGCAUUACAACAGGAGCAUUACAACAGACCCCAACAGCUUAAAGCCAUGAUGGAUGCACAGAAUAGCUUGGCCACCAUGGCUGAUUCCCAGUUCCACAAGAGAAAUGGUAGGUAUGACGAGGAAUACUCAUCUUAUCAAGAACCUAAAAAGCCUAUUAUGGGAUACCCCACAAAGAGUCUGACACAGCGUCGCCCGCUGUCUGCACGGAGCUACAGCACAGAGACUUACGGGGCAUCGCAAGCCCGGCCAGUGUCUGCACGUCCCACCAUGGCUGCCCUGCUAGAGAAAUUGCCUUCAGAUUAUGGUAUGAGUAUAUGCACUGAGAAGAACCCUGACGCUGACAUGAAGAUGAGGCCUGUUCCACAGAAACCUGAGGACAUGACCUCCAAAAUGCCAGUGGACUGGAGACAACAGCUCCUAAGGCACAUAGAGGCAAAACGGCUAGACCGGAGCGCUGUCCUUAAGCACAACACAGUAAACUUCGGCAUGCUGUACUCUGGAGGCUAUGCUGCACCGCAUGCCAGCAGAAGCAUGACAAUAAACUUUUACAAUAACACAAAGCAUGAAAACCAAACAACUCAGUGGCUACCUCUACCAAAUACUCCAUCGCAACAGAGCAAUAUUUUAGAUAAUGGUCAAGAGGUGGUCUCUCCCACCACACAGUGGGCCCCCUACUCACUAGGACGAAGAGACGUACCUCCUGACAACACCAUCAUCAAAAAGGCUGUGGUCCAUCAUUCUCACCAACAGCAAGGCAUGAUGGGAAGUGGGGCCACUGCACAACACAGAGGACCCCAGCAGUACGAGGGAGCCAUAAACAAGGUGUCCAUCCAGCAGUACCAGUCACCUCUGGCCAUGGCCGUGACGAGCACCAGCCCCCGACCACAGAGUGCCCGCUGCUUCAUCCAGACUAAAGGCCAGAAAAGCAUGGACGGCUUUCCAGAACAGUUUUGUGUUCGGAUUGAGAAAAACCCUGGCCUCGGUUUCAGCAUCUCAGGGGGAAUCAGUGGGCAGGGGAACCCCUUCAAACCCUCAGACAUGGGUAUCUUUGUUACUAGGGUACAGCCUGACGGACCCGCCUCCAAUGUUCUUCGACCGGGGGACAAAAUUCUGAAGGCCUGUUCCCAGCAUUCCUGUGCCGCUCCGCCUCUUCCCGCCCCAGCUCACUUCCCACACUGCCCUCUAUUCAUCCUCUGCUUCAUUCUUGCAUUGCAGGCCAACGGACAUAGUUUUUUACACAUCGAACACCAAACGGCAGUGUCUCUUCUGAAGAGUUUCCCGAAAGCUGUGGACUUGGUCAUUUUAAGGGAGAGCACAAUGUAAAUAAUUUUAUAACACUGACUUCUUGCUCAAAAGGAACACAGGACCUUGUACAUCAAGUUUUUAUCUAGGAACAAUUUUGCCAAUUGCUGGACCAAUGGCAAAUUCUAGUGCCAAAUGUACAAUAGAGAACAUAUCGAAUAAUGUGACAUAUGGCUUACACGUGUACACACACAUAUAUAUAUAUAUAUAUAUAUAUAU